CCAGGAACCGCCGACAAGGGACAUCCACCGGCACCAUGAGAAUCGAGACGUGUUACUUCUGUUCGUCGCCCGUGUACCCGUCCAAGGGUAUCACUUUUGUGCGCAACGAUGCAAAGGCCUUCCGGUUCUGCAAGUCAAAAUGCCACAAGAACUUCAAGAUGAAGCGGAACCCGCGCAAGCUCGCCUGGACAAAGUCUUUCCGUCGCGCGCACGGCAAGGAGAUGACGGUCGACAGCACCCUCGCCUUCGCCCAGCGCCGCAACAUCCCCGUGCGCUACAACCGCGACCUCGUCCAGACGACGCUCAAGGCCAUGUCGCGUGUCACGGAGAUCCGCGCCCGCCGCGAGCGUGCAUUCUACAAGGCCCGCAUGCGUGGCAACAAGCAGCGCCAGCGCGAGGAGGACCGCAAGCUGGUCGAGGAGAACCAGCACCUGCUGCCACCGAGCGAGCGCUUCGCCGCCCAGCAGCUGGAGGAGAAGGAGGAGGAGGUCGACGUCGCAGCGGUCAAGGCCAAGGUUGACAAGAGGCGGAAGGAGAUCGAGAUGGACGAGAGCGAGCUGGACAGCGAUCUCGAGGAGACACUGCCCAAGCAGAAGAGCAAGAGGAAGUUGGCAAGGAAGGUCGGUGGCGGCACCGAGGCUAUGGAUGUCGAUGCGUAGUUUGGUCUGGAGAGAGACUAAAUCGAUCGAACGACAGCAUCUUACGGAGUUUGGCGUCAACGGCUUUGCGGUAGAUUACGGUCACGAUUUCGAUACCACGACAAAAGCAUCCAUCGUCC
Messenger RNA from Macroventuria anomochaeta, 778 nucleotides. RefSeq lists its product as uncharacterized. The record is from RefSeq and is a predicted model, not a curated record. The transcript is spliced from 2 exons. NCBI's taxonomy places the organism in Eukaryota, Fungi, Ascomycota, Dothideomycetes, Pleosporales, Didymellaceae. Gene Ontology annotation, biological process: ribosomal large subunit biogenesis. Bases 36 to 659 code for a protein of 207 amino acids. Gene Ontology annotation, cellular component: nucleolus.